CACCUGUCUUCGUAAGCGGGGUUCCCCUGAAGCUCCCGCGCGCCUGUCCACUCAAACCAGGCUGCGCACGUGCGUCCCGACGCCGCCCCUGCACCUCCGCCCCAGAAAAGGAGAAAAAGAAAAGAAAAGAAGGCCGGGCUGCGGGGAGCGCGGGGCGGUCCUGCGCGCCCAGCCGGCUCGCGGGCGGCGCGGCCGUUGCCCCGGCGACGCGCACAGCAGCGGCGCCACCCCCGGCGGCCACCGCCGGCUCCCAGCGCGCCAUGGCGGACAUGCGCUCGCGUCGCAGACUGCGAAAGAGGAAGGAGGGCCCGGGGUCGAAGAGGGCCUCGGCGCCCGAGGAGGAGGAGCCGCAGGAGGAGCCGGAGGAGGAGCGGGUCCUGCUGGGCCCCUCCGCCGAGUUCUGCGACGACGACCUCUGGAAGGUCGUGGAUCUCUUUGACAGCAAAGAAGGCUUCCUGGUCUCGCAGCCCCGCUUAGCCAGCGUGGUCAGCCCCAGUCUGGGCUCCACGUCCACGCUCACCCAGCAGUCGAGCGCCUCGGAGAGCCAGGCGUCCAGCUUCGGGACGCCGCCCAGCGAGAGCCGCACGCCGAGCCAGAGCCCGCUCUCCAGCACCUCCUCCCGGAAAAGUUUUCCUAAAAUAUUCGAAACAUUUAAGAAAGACACAUCUGAAAUAAAUUUAGAUAGGAGCAUCUACCAAGAUCUGUACUCGGGUAUUCCGAUGUCGGUGCAGACGGAAGAGAGCUGGCUGCAGGACAUGUCCAGUGCAAAGGACGAGGGGGCAAAGACGGACCUGGACGCACAGGAAGCAGAGGCGGGGCUGCUGGCGUCCAGGGUUAGAGAUACGUGGGUCAUCAACCCGGAAGAGACCGACCUGGGCGUGCUGUGCGAGCUGGAGUUCGGGGAGGACUUCACCAAGCUCUUCCAGCCUCCCCUGAGGACGCUGCCCAGCGUGGGGCCGCCGGCCAUCUUGGCCUACAAACAGGAGCAUUCCAGCGUGGCCACUGACCUCAAGGAGGAAGAGGAGGAUCUCUCGCCCAAGUGUGAAUUUUGUGGAAGUGACCUCCACUCGUUUUAUUCGCGCGUGGACAUUUGCUCUGACCACGUCUCCUUGGGCCCAGAAGGACAGACCCCCUGUUGUCUCCAUUUCCAAAAUCUCAUCGACUACAUCUACGAGGAGAGUCAGGAGGUCAAGGGCUCCGCGUCCGAGCUGAUCAGGAUCGAGCCGCACGCAGCCCACGGCCCCGAGGCCGAGCGCCUCAAGGCCAAGGAGAAGGCGCAGCGCAGGAAGCAGGAGCGGAUGGCGGCCAGGCACUUGGCGAUAAUGGCCAGAACCGAGCAGACGAAUAUCUUCGAAGAAGAUUCAAAGCGCUUAAAAACAAUUUCUUAUCAACUUUCUGUGGAUGUUCCAAAACCAAAGCAGACUGAAGAGCCACUGUUUGAUUUUUAUCUAACACACAGCAAUAUAUCCAUUCUUUGUUGUGAUUCUAGGAAAGCAUGUGGAAAGGUGGUGAGUGACGAGCUCCUGGAGAAGCACUACAAACAUGGGGGCAAAUUCCUGACUUCGUUUCCAGACGGGAGCACACAGAUAUUCUAUCCAUCUGGAAAUCUAGCCAUCAUCCAAGUGCCUAACAAGACCAAUGGUUCCACUUGUAUCAUCCAAGAAGACGUACCCACGAACCCUGCCAUCCUGGCGCUGCUGGAUUCCUCGGGCAGAAGCUCCUGCUACCACCCCAAUGGAAACGUCUGGGUGUGCAUCAACCUUUUGGGAGGUCAGUAUUCAGAUCAAGCUGGCAACAGGACAAGAGUCUGGACCUGGUCAAGUUCCCUCACGGCCUCGCCCUUGGUUUCAUUCAAGCCUGUCUUUCUGGCUUUGAAUCAUCACGUUGGAAUUCGAAUCUUAGAACAAGACAAGAUCACCAUCACCUUUCUAGCAAUGGGACAACAGGCAAGAAUCAGCAUGGGAACCAGAGUGAAGGUGCUCCGCCCCGAGGAGAUCCCGGCGCUGUGGCACGUGAGCGCAGAGGACCUUCUGCUGCUGGCCAGCUUGAUAAAGAUCCGCAGGCUGUUCCACAGGCUGGAGGGCGGCACGAACUUCCCCUCCAGCCAGGUGUGGGGAAAACUAAAGCCGCCUUCCUACCUUUCUUCACUCUCGCUAAAACUAAUUGCCCUCUGUCACAAUUCAGGUGCCAAGAAGGACAUAAUCACAACAAUCAGAGACAGAAUAAAGGAGAACAUUUAACUGGAGUGUGGCGCUGUCCUUGAUUUUUGCUGUUUUCAAAUGUUGACUUUGCAUUUAUUUAUUUUCUGUUUUUCCGUACCAUUGUUUUGUUAAGGGAUUUUUGGGGGGCACGAUUGGGAAAUCUCAAAAUAAGUGUGCCACAUGACUAGAACGUGCCAAGAAAUACGCUGUUUUAUGAGUCCUAAGUCCCAAACAUCCUGGGGGAAGCCGACCCGGUCAGAGCAUCCCGGGUCGGAACUGUCAGGAAGGCAGAGGGCAGGGAGCGGACGCUCAGAGCUGCCCUGGAGGGGCGAGGAGGGGACAGCCCUGCCACCUCCACCAAGUCCAGAGCUGACCACCGCCAUCGAUCGCAGCUGCCUGCAGCACCUGUGUGAGGGGCUCAGGACGCUCAGCGUGGCCCAGGGAGGGCAGGAGCGGUCAUCUGCCUGACACGCAGCGGCUGCUGCAAACUCUGGCUGUGGCUUUGGCGGGCAGUCACCGCGCCGGGCAAGGUUGUGUGGAUCCCGUGUUGGCCAUUUCCUGUGCUCUGGGGAGGGAGGGGGCCUUGCAGACUCCGCGAUGGCAGUCAGCAGUGCCCUCAGCUCCGUCAGGCUCAUGAAGCACAGAAAGCAGAGCCCAGCCGGGGCACCUGGACCCACAGCGCCUGGACUCCCGGCUCAGUGCUCUGUUCUGCGAGGGAGGGAGCAAUGCAGUCUGGGGCACAUCCUCAAUUCGUAAUUUGGCAUUAAUGUGCAACGUGAGGGGUUAAGCCUACCCCGUUUGAAACUUAGCAUCUCCUCUGACAAAGCCUUUGGUUAGCUUGCUCUCCAGGAACCUGGUUAACAGUGAAGAUUGCGGAUUAUUUUAAAAUUCCUACUCUUGGAAUCCCCAUUGCUGUCUUUGUGAAAAACAAGUUGCUAGACUCAUCUCUCAAUUGAUGCUACACGUCCUUGUUGUUUUUGCCUUCAGAUGCUUCCUUGUGAUUGCUGAGUGAAUUUUUAGUUUACAUUAAGUGAAACAAAUAUUGAUUAAGCUGGAAUGUAUUGCACAGCUCAUUGUAUCAAAGCCCUCACUGAGAUCUGAUUUUGUACAUCAUUAAAAACGACUUUAAGGGUGCCAGAACCACAGAGAUGCCGCACAAGGUCGGGAUUCACUGGGUUAGCAGAAUAAUGGACAUCAUCUUUCACCCAGUACUUCACAUUUCAUGCCAGUGUGUUGUCUUGAAUUAAACUUACCUUUCGUAAGUUAACAACGCUGCAUAUAAUAAAGGGAAUUAUGUUGCUCUUU
Sciurus carolinensis (gray squirrel) is the source of this 3506-nucleotide messenger RNA. It is a transcript of the gene Erich6, whose product is annotated as glutamate rich 6. The record is from RefSeq and is a predicted model, not a curated record. NCBI's taxonomy places the organism in Eukaryota, Metazoa, Chordata, Mammalia, Rodentia, Sciuridae. Bases 261 to 2240 code for a protein of 659 amino acids. The transcript has 14 exons.